UGGCUUGGCCGCCUGGCCCGCUUGGCGGCUUCGUUGGUUUGGACCUGACAAAUGUUUGGAUCCUUUGAAGGCGUGUUUGUGAAGUGUUCUGUGUUCAAACGUCUUUUUUCUAUGCGUUGCCUUCCUGUCGGUCUGCUUCUCCAAUUUUAGGGGGUAAUGUGUGUGGCUAUGUGAAAGAGCAGCGCUAGGCGGGUCCCUUCCUACAAUAUAGUGGUACUGAUGUCCCAGAAUUAUAUGCCAGCUUGUACAACUUUCACUUCAAGUACAUUUUUUGAAAAACUCUUUGUUUGAUUGCAGCAUUUUGGGCUGCAUCGACAACACGAAACAGUGAUGCAGCAAUGUCAAGAGACGUUUACCUUAAGCUCGCCAGAAUGGUCUCGAAAGUAUGGUGAAAUGGACAGCAUUGAGAGAAGCCCUGAUGACUCUCCACACCCACGUCAGAGUAAAGCAGCAAGGCAAUCAUCUUUCCUGUUUGUUGAGAACGUCCGAAGGAUGGAUACGAAAGCAGGGUCCCCAACAAAUUAUUCGAUACAACGGUAUUUCAACAGCAUUAUAAAUGUUACACCCACACAAACAGAUGUUCAAGGCCUUAUAGGAAUCCCACAGCAUAGCCCAAUAGCUAUCUCAGAAGCUUCUCAAGUUUCGGUACAGACACCGAGAGCUAUAGCAGACGAUGUGCCGGAGCAGAGCUUGCUGACUGUUGAUCCUCUAGUUGCCAAAGAGCCAGACGACAGUGCAGUGGUGAAGAGUCCUCAGAGGAGAGUUAGUCAGAGAUUAGCCAUUGCAUUCCCAUACAAUGGUUGGACAAAGGACUCGCCUGCUGGCAUGGAUAAAGACGAACAGCCCAGCGAACAGCCCAACGAACAGCCCAGCGCCAGCAGUGCCAAGAGGAAACCUAAACAACACCCAAACAGCACUGGAAACUCCAGCAAUAGGACAAAACACUCGAGUGAUCAGGAUCGAGGAACAGGAACAUGCAGCGCCCCUGGUAACCAAAGCCAGAGUCCCACCAAGGUUCAAGAAAAUGAAUCUCUAGGGGAUCGCACACCUUGUUACAAUUUGCGAAGAAACAGACCUGGUAUAGUUAAACCACAGCCAGCAACAGUAAAUAACUUCAAAACCAAAGCCCCUAAUGUGUGUGAACUAGGGAAUAAGAAUGCAUUGAAUGCAGCUGACGUGAAGCAAGAAGGGAGCAAAAUGGCCAACAGCAGCAAGUUUAAGCACAAAAGGACGCGCCCGCCAUCUCCGAGCUCCAGCUCUUCAUGCGGUUCUCAGAAAGGGGGCGGGCCUGAGCUAUUGCCAUUAAUCUCUCGGGACCUGUGGAGCUCAAGAGAUUUCCAGAGACCACGGAAACCUUUCAGCAGCUUCGCAAACCGAGCCUUUCCCGAGCCAGCUUCCGCCAGGAGCGAAACCAAUGAGCAGCGAUUCAUGAGAGAGGUGUUUCCUGAACUUGUCAAGAAAAACAGUGUCUGGGCCAGGUUGGGAACGACUGUCACGCAAGAUAACUUCAGAUCCUUUCCGAGCCCUCAGACACCCAGGAAGAGCCCACUUGCAGUGCCUGCUGAAUCAAGGCCUGAUGGGCCUAGUGGUCAUCAUGAAGGAGCAGCCGUACAAAAGAAAAGCCUUUGGUCUACACCAAAAGUCUUGCGCUCUCAGGGUUCCGAAAGUAAUGAGGGAGUUGGGCUAACAGAGAAGAGCAAGAUUAAGGCAGUAAGUGCUUUAAAAUGUGGGACCAGUUUACAGCUGGAACGUGCAGAAGUUGCAAAGGAUUUUGAGGAAUUGCAAGGCAAAGCAGUUUUACCGGUGACUGGAGAUGCGGCGCCUGUACGCUGUGAAACUCCGGAAAACCUUGGAGCUGAAAAUGAGGCUUUUGAAUUGCCGAGAAAGAAGCUGCGUGCAUCAAAGGCGUCAUUAGCGAUCGACUCUCGCCUGGAAACUGUAAAACCCUGGAAAAAUUUUUGGCACAUCUCAGGGAGAUCUUUGAACAAAACCACUGGGCACGACAAAAGUCCAGUAGCUGGAUCGAAAGUCGCUAAAGAAAAAGCACUUCCUGAACCACCUGCAACUAGCGCAGAGCUCUUGGACAGCACGGGUGAAGAAAAUAUUUCUUGGAUCGAGUCACUCUGGAGGCAAAGGAAGUCCGCACUGAGGUCCAGAAAAUUUCCAAGUACUUAUCCCAGCCACAAGGUCUCGAAGCCACCUGCACUUGGAAAGAAAUCCAAUCCACCCACUGAACCACCUAAAGGCGGCCUUGAUCACAAAGCCAAGGAUGCCACUGUACAGACAUAUGACGUUCAAAAGGAAGUCAAGGACGCCAUCGCACAAACAUCUUUCAUGUGCAUGAUUGGAAAGAGCAUCAACUUGAACAGAACAGAAAAGAAGCACUUGCGUAAAGCAUUUCACGCCAAGGAGGAGGAAGUGCAGUUCAUGGACUUGUCCCGAAAACAAGCCCUCGGCAAUGGCGCUAUUGUCUUUGGCCACUAUUUUUCUACUGACACUGCUACCUUUGGUGUUAUGAGACUAGACCCAAGUUCUGAAAAGGCAUUGUCUGCAAACAAUGAUCAUGACAUGUUUCUUUAUGCUGUUGACACUGGAGUGAACAUAACUACAUUAGGAGGUACUUGGAUGCUUCUCCCAAAAGGAUCCACUUUCUACAUCAGCAGAGGCUUACCAUUUAGGCUGAAAAAUCUCAGUGAGACAAUGGUGAAGAUUCUUUAUGUACUCACAGAGCCGUCCACAGCUGAUCCAGUGACGUGAUUUUUCAUGGACAUCUUAUGGAAAUAUUGUCAGUGCCGUGAUUUUUUGUGGACAUCUUAUGGAAAUAUUGGGAACACCGUAAUUUUUAUUGUAUUCUUGUAUUUGCAAAAUUGUGUGAAUAUUUUUUCUUUUACUUGUACAGUUUUACCCUCGGACAAAUACAUGUCUAGAACUUCUUAAAGGCAUUUUUUAUUGAUAUUUCAAGGUUGUCGCUCCUGAUUUUUAGUUUGGACAAUUUCGUACAUGCAAAGGCAUGCUCUGUGCAGCAUUUAGGGGUGUGCGAAUAUUCGAAACUAUUGAGUAACAAAUUAAAUAUUGCACUAUUUGAUUCGGUCUUUUAAUUGAAUAGUGACUAUAUUUGUAAAUACGAAUGUUUUUCCAAUAUAGUUUUCAAAUUCUUGAAAUCGCCGACUAUCCGAUAAUUUCAACCCAACGGACGUGACCGACAUAAAACAUGUGAAGUUACGUAGUGGAGCAUACUACACUCACUCGGGUAGCCAUACUUUUUUUGACUAUCAUUCACACUCACCAAUAAGUCCUGAGCAUGCAAAUAAACUGCUUGAUUUCCCCUAAUCCUCCGUUUGUGCUUUUAAUAAAGAAUGCUUCAUAACUUGCAUUCUCGCUAAUUUUGUGAAUAUUUUAGGACAUGAAGAUUGAUAAUGAGAACAACUGUUCAUUAUUUGAAAACUACUCAAAAAGUAUUCUAUAUUUGAUAAUUCAAUUUGCUUCUGGCACUAUUUUAAUGAUAUUCUAUUUGGUCUCGGAAAUUGAUAUUCGCACCCCCCCUAGCAACAUUGUCUCGAGCCAAGUGUACAAAUAUUUAACUUGCAUGCUGUGUACAUAGUUCCUGCUGCACUAUCGUGCCUAAAGUUGAAUGUUUUGCUUGCUUAAUUUAGUCUUAAGAAUGAAUUCAUCAUACCAUGAAAUUGUACAUAUACUGUAACUGUUUCUUUGAAUUAAAAAGAAAUUCACAUUUCUUGUGAUGAAUGACUUCUAAAAAUAGCGUUAUCUUUACAGGAAGCAUCACCUAUAAUUUAAGUUGUACUUUAAACAAGAAAGUCUGUCUUGUAGUAAAAUCAUUGACCUGAUUCCUUUUUUUUUUUUCUU
Dermacentor silvarum is the source of this 3864-nucleotide messenger RNA. RefSeq lists its product as uncharacterized. The transcript has 15 exons. NCBI's taxonomy places the organism in Eukaryota, Metazoa, Arthropoda, Arachnida, Ixodida, Ixodidae. The record is from RefSeq and is a predicted model, not a curated record. The coding region runs from base 331 to 2757 and encodes 808 amino acids.